AAUUUAAACAUGACCCACGCAAAACAAAAACCAAAGAUCGACCCGAUUCUUUGUUCUUCUCCUCCAUCCUCUCUGUGUUCAUCUUCCCUAAGAACGACUCACUACUAUUCAAUCAUGCUCUCCAGUUCUCUUAUUCCUUCUGUUCGAGUUCUUCCAUAAGGGCUAAAAAAUAAUCCCCUACAUUAAGCAUACUACUUAACUAAUUGUCAUAGUAUGAAAGCGAUUAUCAGUGGAGGAGGACCAAAGAGAAAGUUGGCGGUUCCAUGCUUAAUUGGAUCGAGGAAUAUACUUGAGGGUGUUGAGAGAGAUGUAGGUGGUGUAGAGGUGGUCCCAAGAGUGACUAGAAGUGAAGCUAGGCUUGAUGAGGAACUGAAAGAGGGAUUUAACCUAGCCGAUGAGGUUGAAUAUGAUUCAGAAGACCCUGGCAGCCUAGAUGGAUCAGAUGGGGAGGUAGAUCAAAGCCCCGUGUUCAAUCCAGAAACUGAUUUUGACCAUCCAAUUAGGUUGAUGGUGGGGUUGAAGUUUCCUUCAGUUGAGGUAUUCAGGAGAGCUUUGAGGGAUCAUUCUAUUGAUAAGAAGUAUGACUACUAUUUGCUGCACAAUGGCAAGAAAAGAGUGAGUGCUUACCGUAAAUAUAGGUGUAUGUGCCCUUGGGAUCCUAAAAGGUCUAAGAGGAGUAAAUGCACUUGUGGAAAGGUGAUUUGUAACUUUAAAGUGUUGGCAAAGAAGGUUAAGCUGGAGGAUUCUUUCCAUAUUAGGAGCAUAAGGCUUAAACACACUUGUAGAACUGAAGUAAGGAAUAGGAAAGUGACUGCUGAAUAUUUAGCACACAGAUACCUUGAGGAUUGGAGAUCUGACCCGGGUUGGAACCUUGUCAAAGGGUUUGGUGAGAGAGUGUUGAGAGAAACGGGUUCGUUCUGUGACUACUACAAGUUGUGGAGGGCUAGGGCUAGGGCUAGGGCAAGGUCAAAAUUGAUGUUGUACGGGGAUGGUGCCGAGCAAUACAAGAGGGUUUGGGACUAUGUGCAUGCUGUGAAGAAGCAUAAUGAGGGGCAUGUGUGACAAUAUACUAUGUCUGCAUCUUGUACUAGAACAUAACAAAUAUAGUGACCAUGAUGAACUUGAAGAUAAGUUCCUUGAGGAAAAAAAAGCACAUGAAGAUAAAUGCCAGAAACUAUAUCAACCAAUCUAAACAAAGGUAUGCUAAUUAUGAUACUUCUCGUUCUUAGUUUGCUUUAUAGGUUGGAAUUUUGCUAUUACUAUGACUAUUCAAGAACGAGCAAUCUAAACAAAAUGUUUAAUUACAUACUUAAUUGGCCAAAACACAUAAAACCCCAAAAUUUCCCGAACCCCCAAUUUAAAUUAAAUAAGAACCCUAAAUUACGAAGUUAUAACAGUAGCAUAAAAUUGGGCAUACCUUAACGAAAUUGGUGUCCAUGGAAUAUUGUUUGAAGGAGAACGAACCAAGGUAGUACCAGUAGAACGAGCAACAACGGAAUUUUGACCCAUCUAGAUAGGGAGAACGACCAAGAACAGUGAAGCUAGGCAAAGUAAAAGAGAGAGAGAUAUGAUAAUUAUAGCCCUCAUGGAAGAACUCGAGCAGAAGGGAAGAAGAUAAUUAAAGAGCAAUGAAGUCUUGUUCUUAGCCUUUUAGGGAAGAUAAACACAGAGAGGAUGGAGGGGAAGAACAAAGAAUCGGGUGGAUCUUUUGUUUUUGUGUUGGGUGGGUCAAUGUUUAAAUUUGUGGGUUUUUGUUUUUAAGUUCUUUCAAUUUUAAUUUAUUAAUUUAAAUAAUUAAUAUAUAAUUAGGGUGAUUAUAGUGUAUUAGUUGACUAAUUAGUGAGAAAAUAGAUUAAAUGAUAAGUAGGUAGUAAUUAACAACAAUAAUUAAAGAUAUAGGUAAUAAUUUGCAACUUUUAAAGAUGUAGGUAGUAAUUCACAAAUCCUCAAAUAAGAUAGGUAGUAAUUAACAAAUUAUCCUUAUACAAAUCACAAUAUAUCAUUAGCGAUCUCUAAGAAUAAAUUAAAUAUUAAUACUUAUGUCAAGAUUAUAUAAAUACUCGUAUUCCAAUCCUCUAAUACUCACAAGUCACAACAUAAUACGCAUUACGACUUUGGCGGAAAUCGACUUGAAUUAAUAAAAUACCCGAGCUAUCUGAUAUAUGCGUUUUAUAUAGAGUUUUUACCCCCGUCCCUUAGUACUUUUUGAUCUCAAAUGAGCUCUUCGGAGCGAUUUUUAGUACUAAUGUGCUCCUUGUAGUGUGUUUGUAGUUUCAGGUUCAUCAUUGUAGGAAUUAACAUAUUUUUGUGCAUUUCCUACUUAUUUGAAUCAAUACAAGAGAUUAUAUACUUUCGAGAGCGCAAACAUUGAGUUGGAAGAAUUUUCAUGCAAAGCGAAUAGUGAAAGAAGUAGAAAACUGAAUAUCGUCCACUCUUUUGAUCAUAACUCGAGUUAUACUACUCCAAAUGCAGAGAUUCAAAUUGGGUUGGAUUCUAGACUUCAAGAGCUUUCCAACGAGUGGUCACUCGCCUAAUUCCGACUUAUAACGAAGGAGAUAUGGUGCUUUUAAGAUACGGGAUCGUGCAGUUUGACGAGCAGAUCGCCCGAUCGGACGGCCCAUUGCCCGAUCGGGCGACGACAACCCCUGGGCGCGGAUUUUUGCUUUGUUUCCGGUUUUUUUCUUCUACUUUUGGGCAAGACUAUAAAUAUAGCCCUUAGACAUACUUCCUCCGUUUCGUAAAAAUUGCAACACUUUGUUGUGGCACGCAAGUAUUAUUUGGGAUCUUAUUUUUUUCUAGUACCUUAGUUUAUUGCUUAGUUUUUAUUCUUUCUCUAAACUUUUGUUAAUUACUUUUAUUAUUGCUUUCAAGUUUCAAACUUUAAAUUUCA
Messenger RNA from Spinacia oleracea (spinach), 2890 nucleotides. RefSeq lists its product as uncharacterized. The record is from RefSeq and is a predicted model, not a curated record. NCBI's taxonomy places the organism in Eukaryota, Viridiplantae, Streptophyta, Magnoliopsida, Caryophyllales, Amaranthaceae. The coding region runs from base 214 to 1062 and encodes 282 amino acids. The transcript has 3 exons.